Messenger RNA from Myripristis murdjan (pinecone soldierfish), 5238 nucleotides. It is a transcript of the gene zdhhc7, whose product is annotated as zDHHC palmitoyltransferase 7. Gene Ontology annotation, molecular function: palmitoyltransferase activity. NCBI's taxonomy places the organism in Eukaryota, Metazoa, Chordata, Actinopteri, Holocentriformes, Holocentridae. The transcript is spliced from 8 exons. The record is from RefSeq and is a predicted model, not a curated record. The coding region runs from base 327 to 1289 and encodes 320 amino acids.
AGGACGGAACGGCAGGCGAAUCCGGAAGCUCUGUCAUCAGUUGGUUGUGUGUGUGUGUAUGUGUGUGUGAGUGAGAGAGGGAGACACAGAGAGAGGGAGAAAUGUGCUGCUGGGGACAUGGUGGUGGCCACAGGCGAGGCUGGAACUGGAGUUUAGCCCGUUCGGGACACCAGAAUGCAUCACGGAAGUUUACUUAACCAAACAACGCGGCUUUGUUAAGGUAUCCAGCCUACGUGCUCGUCUACAUAUCUACUAUAUGUUGACUGUUGGUCCGGGCAGUACACACCACAGCAUGUUAUUGUGAGGAGGCAACAAAUUAGGGCAGGAUGCAGUCUUCAAGCCACCGGCUGCGAGAUAUGGAGCAGCACCACCCACUGCUGUCGGCCGGUGGGGACGUGGAGGCAGGGAGCCUGGCAGCGGAGGUGAUCGUAGGGGGUCCCCAUUCAGGCCACGCAGCAGGGAACCGCACACUGUGGUUCAUCCAGGACAGCUGCGGCAUGGUGUGCGCCGCCAUGACCUGGUUCCUGGUGCUGUAUGCUGAGUUUGUGGUGAAUUUUGUCAUGCUGCUGCCCGCCAAGAACUUCUGGUACUCCCUGCUGAACGGGGCCACCUUCAACUCCCUGGCUGUUCUUGCACUGGCAUCACAUCUCCGCACCAUGCUGACUGACCCGGGUGCAGUUCCUAAAGGUAACGCAACCAAGGAGUACAUGGAGAGCCUGCAGCUGAAGCCGGGUGAGGUCAUCUACAAGUGUCCCAAGUGCUGCAGCAUCAAGCCUGAGAGGGCACACCACUGCAGUAUUUGUAAAAGAUGCAUUCGGAAGAUGGAUCACCACUGUCCCUGGGUGAAUAACUGCGUGGGAGAGAAGAAUCAACGAUUCUUUGUACUCUUCACAAUGUACAUAGCCUUGAUUUCUGCCCAUGCCCUGGGCCUCAGUGGGAUGCACUUCUUCACCUGCGUGAAGGUCCAGUGGAACGAGUGCAGCGAGUUCUCUCCGGGGGUGUCUGUGCUGCUGCUCAUCUUCCUCUGCCUGGAGGCCGUCCUCUUCCUCACUUUCACAGCCGUCAUGUUUGGUACGCAGAUCCACUCCAUCUGCAAUGAUGAGACGGAAAUUGAACGUCUUAAAAAUGAGAAGCCCACGUGGGAGCGUCGCAUGCGCUGGGAGGGAAUGAAAGCUGUGUUCGGGGGUCCACCCUCGCUGCUGUGGUGUAAUCCGUUCACGGGUCUGCGCCUGCGACGCCUGAUGCUGCUGGCUCAAGGUCGCCGCGGUGGAUCAGAGUUUUCUGUCUGAGGCCCGGGCAGUUCGAUGCAACACUAACACUUGACCGUCCCCACAGCAAGAUCUCUUGUCUGCCCUCCCUGACUGGGGCUGAGAUGGAGACCUGCACCCUGGGACUGUCCUUAGUGUGUGGGUGACAGGGAGACAGGUGCCCGGCUCCUCCAGCAUGUCCCCUGUGCAUUGAAGCCACCACUGAAACUUUAUGCUCUCAUUCUCAGAUACUGAUGUAGACAUGCCACCGUACCUCUACAUGAAUAUGUUAAGCAACAACUGGAGUUAAGCUCAUGAAAUGAGCAGCUGUUCAUCUUUGUUUUUUGUUUUUUUUUAUUAUGUAAAGCAUGCAGUAUCGAACUCAAACAAGUCUUUUAUUCCUCUCGGACCGUCCCAGGUGCAGUUUGAACUCAGAUAUGGGGAUAGUUUGUGAGAUUUCUGGGCGAUUGUACUUUUGAACUCCUCAGUUUAGCAUAUCUUUCAUCAUCACUGGACGCAAAACAAGUGGACCUGAGUGGGAAACACUUAAUUUAUACACAGGCAGCGGAGUCAGAGUACUUCACUGAUGGCAGUGGAUAAAGCCUGGAAAGCAGCAGAGCACACAUGGGAAGUGGACUGUGUAGCCUGGAUUUGCAUGUGGAACAGCUCAGUCAGUCCAAAACUCAGCUGGCUAAUGAGGCUUUCACUAUCUUCAAAUGGUUGAACAGGCUACUGUGAACACAACCUCAUUCUCAUUCAAGAGGACCACUUUUCUGUUGUUGUUGUUGUUGUUGUUGUUGUUGUUCUUUUUUCCCCCCUUUCCAGGUCUGUAUUUUUUCUAUAUUCUUUGAAUCACUUGGGCCAGUACAAAUGAAUAUUUCCCUUUUUUAAAAUGAUACAAGCUGGAAAAUCUGCUGGAAAGUUUUGUUGUUAUUGUUUAACUUUUUCAAUAUUUAACACUCCUUGUAAUGACAUCAACUGACCUUGAUGACUCUCUGGAGUCGAUUGCACUGUCAUUCUAAUUUUCAUUUUUUUUUUGGGCAGUGAACAGAGCCUCGCAAGCUUGUGUUAGUCCUCCAGAGAGUCCUUGAUUGCACCUCCUCUCCGCUCAUGCAGGUUCCUUCUCAUCUCAUUGCUGUACAAGCCUUCAGGGGCCAUCUUGGACCACUGAUAUUUACUGCUGGAACAAUUAAUCGAUUGACAGAAAAAUAAAUAUAUUAUAAUUUUGGUCAUCGAUUAAUGGCUUGUCAUUUAUCAAGUAAAAACACCAAACAUGUGCUGGUUAUGGCUUCACAAAUGCCAAGAUUUGCUUGCCUUUCUCCAUUUCAUGUCAUUAUGACAUUAAUGCCUUGGGGCUUUUUGGCUGCUGGUCAGACUAAGCAAGCAACUGCAAGACAUCACUUAAGGCUUUGGGAACUUGUGCCGUGCAUUUGUUCUUACUUUUGACUUUUUACAGAGUAGGCAAUCAAUCGAUUAUUUAAACAAAAGCCCAGUUGAUAUGCCACCCUGUGUUUCUGUAAUGAAGUGGUUAGGAUUUAAAUUCAGCCCGAUACAUAACUCAUAAAGCAGUUUUUGUAUUAGCGAGUUGGGGUCACAUGUUUUGUUUUGUUUGGUUUUUUUGUUUGUUUGUUUGUUUAUGUGUUUGUUUGUUUUGGGACAAGUGCAUUGUAGUUCCUGUGUGGGAAAACUGUGGAGGCUACUUAUGUGGAUGGCUGGAAUCCAUGUGCAGGAAUCCUUAGAUAAGGCUUUAUGGCAUUUACACCUUGAGAAACAAAGCCCCUGAGGCAGAACCCAGCCUCAGACAGGGCGGCUUUGUGUUGCCCUCGACCAUCUUGUGGUGCAGCGAAGUGAAAAGGGAGACCUUAAACCCUGACACAACCUCUUUUGGCAAGAUCUGGGCUCUUUCUGAUGUACAAAGACAGUCUCCUUUGUAGCCUUGGCCUGUGGACUGUUAAAAGAGCUGCCUUGCUAAAGGAGGUGGAGGCACAGACACCAGGCUCAUAAAACAAGCUUUAACAGUGAACAAAAUCUUAAAGUGCAGAGCAGACGGUGUGCUUGUGAAUGCCUCUCCCACUCCACUUCAGAGAUAUGUGUCGACAGAUUCUGAAUCCUCAGCCCUAUAGCAUCUUAAUAACAGGAGCAGAUGCAUUUGCGGUGUUGUUACAACAUUGAUCCAUGCCUUUAAAACCAUUUCAGUGAGGUGGAUUUAUCAUCUUGAGAUUUUUUCAUUAUUGCCAUUUUUGUGAAGGUUUUAACAGCUAGUUUUCUAUUUUCGUUAAGCAUAAUCAGUAGGCCCAUUUAUGUGUGGCUUUUUGGAUAUAGAUUUCAAGAUUAAAAGCUUGAUCCUGCCUGAUCAGCUCUACUAAAGCAAUCUCAUGUGUCUGUCUGGUGAAAUCUAGAUUUGAGAAGUCACGCGUUUAUCAAGUGUUGGAAAAUAUCUUGCUGUUUGUUCACAUUUGUGGUUAUCAGGAGAAGGAACUUGGUUUUGCCACUGUUUACACUAAAUUGUGAUAUCUGAUCCUUGAGGGUAUUGUAUUACAAAAUCAUUUUGGAGUUAGAAUGUAACACCUUUUUGUAUGUUUAUUGCAGGAGUAAGAGACACAACACAAAGUUAUCUGACAGUAUCUUUUUAAUGCUGGCCUCUCAUUUACAUGCAGUACAGUAUUAUUUACAUCAAAUAUUCUGUUGGACUGGACUGCAUCUGCACAGUAUCUCUUCUCUGAUGGUUAUAUUGCAACAAUAUCUGCCUUCUGUUUGUAAAAAUGCUAUACUUGCAUAUUCCAUACUUGGCAUGUUUCAUUAAGCAGGAAUUUAAUCAUAACAUGCUGAGUGCACUUUUUGUUUUCUGUGUGACAUUUACACUCAGUAACUUUUAUUUUAAAAUAUUAAACGAUCAAAAGAGGUCACAGAAAUGAUGAUAAAAUUGCAAGUUGACAAAGGAUGCAACACACAGCAAGCAUUUUAAGUAUGCACAUAUACAGAUUGAAAGGCAGACUAAAGAUUUCUGAGAUUACAACAGAAAAAAUGUCACUUUCAGCUUUGCAGCUACACACAUGUCCUCGUACGCCGUCAACAGCUGUUAUUUAAAAAUAGUGGAAAAUGGUAGCUGGAGCCAACAAGAGUUGUGUAUUACAAAUAAUCAAGAAACAUAUGAAAUGUCAUUAGAAUAAUACAUGCAAAUGCCUGAAGCAGGUCUUAAAGUAAACCUGUGGCUGACCUAAAUACACUGCUAAUCUUAGUUAUAGAUAUAGAAACAGGAAACAGGAAAACAUCAAAAUUAAUCACUGAUCAAGGAUUGGCAGACAUUGCCACAUUCCUUGGGUCUUUGCCUUUUGGGUUGAGUAAGAAUUAUCUAUCGCAGUAUUUCACAAUACAUUAGUCCUGUUUCAUGACCAAGUACACACAUCGUAAUACAAACAGCUAAAGUUUUGGAUUCUGCUGCUGGUUAUAUAUUGCAGGUCAGUGGUCAGCGUUAUGGUAACGGCAUGCAUCAUGAUGAUUUACUUGGUCGUGUUACUCUCGGUCUGAGCCUUUCUCUGCCUACUGUGGGAUUUCCAAAACUGCAACCAUAAUCAGUACUGGGUGAAGGGAAAAGUUCAUUAAACCACUAAAACGCUAUUCUGUCAAAUGUUUCUCAGCCAGUACUUGGCAACAGUAAGCUGAAAUCUGCACAGAAAAUCCAGGGGGAAAAGUGUUAUGUCAUGUAUUGUUAAGAGUGUGACCUUGAUGGGUGACUCAUCAAGAAGUUGCCAUGAACACUGAUUAACAGGUGAAGAAGUGAGUUUUAUGUCUCAUACUCUUUUAAGAAAUUGUUCUUAAGAGAACAAAAUCAUUCAGCUUUAUAAACAAAGUAUACAGGUUACUUGUUAUUAACCAUAUAAAUGGAAUGUGGAAAUUAUCUUGGAGUUUUUUAAUUAAUGUGUCUCAUAAUCUUAUAAUGUCUUUAUAAGGUCACAUUCUUUUACAUAAUAAACUUCUAUGAUUAAAAGUA